CUCAAGCUGUUCCUGACUUAGGGUUCACAUGGUUCUCCAGGCCUUCCAAAACUCCAGGAGCCAUCCCAAAUCGUGUUAGCAGAUCAGCCUGAGUCAGUUCCUGCCACUUACAAAGAACUCUGACUGACAGAGGCUGAGUGUGUGUGUGGUGGCAGUGAGGGGGCUAUAUGUGACUCAGACCCUGAGCAGGGACCAGGGGCAUACCCAUUUUGCUUGUUGACACUAAGGGGUCUUUGAAUUAAAGCCAGGUGGGCAUUUUUAACAGUAGCUGAGCACUUCUUCACCAGGCGAGGAUGCACUGGCCACUAGUUUUUCUCCCAGGCCAACAGGAAACAUAGCCUGUGGCUGCUCAGGUCUAGCAAUUUCUGGCUCUGAGAGGCACUCCACAGAGGACCACAGCAGCAACAAGAGCACUCUGAAAAUGCCAGGCAUUGCCUGAGGAUCACAUGACUUCCUGGAACACGGCUGGAUGUAAAGCAAACCUCCACACAGAUCAUCAAAUGCCUGUGAGAAAUUCUAAUACACACACAGGUUUAGAAAAACUCCAGACUGAAAUCUCAACUUUAAAUGGUGAAAACUUGUUACAAACCAUGCUUACACAAUUUCUGAAAGUUCCUGCUUGUGCUUCCUUAAUAAGAGUUCCUCUUUACUUCUUCCUUUCUGAAAAGAAAGGAGGAAAAGGAAGGCCAACCUCUUGAGUACAUGCAGAGUGAUAGGCCCUGUGGGCACAAGCAAGAUGGGCCUCCGGCUGGAAGUCAGUCUGAUCCUGUUUCAUGUCGGUGCGGUGGGUGCCUGUACUGUCUCCGUGGUGCAGCCAGGUUACCUAGAGGUAGACUACACUUCUGAGACUGUCACCAUGGAGUGUACCUUUUCCACAACUGGAUGUUCUUCAAAGCAACCAAGAAGCCUGUGGUUUCGCUGUGGCACUCAUCAGCCUGAGGCUCUGUGCUUGGAUGGAUGUAGAAAUAAGGCAGACAAGUUCACAGUGCAAGAAACCCUGGACCAGAACCGAGUCUCCCUCACUGUCAACAGGGUGUCUCCAAAUGACAGUGCAAUUUACAUCUGUGGAAUAGCAUUUCCCCAUGAACCAGCACCAAGAGCUAAACAGACUGGAAACGGGACUACAUUGGUGGUAAGAGAAAGACUUCUCAGCAAGGAGGUACACAGUCUCCUGAUCGUGCUCUUAGUACUGUUCUCUGUCUACAUCACUGGAGUGUGUGUGAUCUUCAUAGUCCUCUUCAAAUCAAAAUCUAACAGUCCAAGACACAGAGAAACCAAAGACGACUCACAAAAGAAGAGUGCUAGGCGCAUCUUUCAGGAAAUCGCUCAAGAAUUAUACCAUAAGAGAUACGUGGAAACAAGCCAACAACCUGAGAGAGACAGCACUUUCGAAAAUAGAAGAGCACUUCCCAACUUUGGAAGACCAUAGAUGUGCUUUCUUUUUAAUUAUAUCACUAAAAGUGCAACUCCAGCAUCUACAAAGUGUGACAGACACUAACCAACCAAAAACACCAAAGAGCCAGGGAUGUAGCUAAGCUGGCAGAAUGCUUGCCGAGCAGGCACAAAGCCCUGGGUUGGAUCCCCAUCACCACAUAAACUCAGCAAAGUGACACAAGGCUGUAAUCCCAACAUUCUGGAGGUGAAGUAAAGAUGAUCAGAGGUUCAAGGUCAUACUUGAGUACAGGAUGAAUUUGAGGCCAGAGACAAAUGUCAUCUGUCUCAAAAACAACUGUCACCACCAAAGGAAAAAAGACAACAAAUGGAAAAGGCAGCCAGUCACACCAGAAGGUAGAACAUAAGAAACUGUCACUACAGUAACUACAAAAUAUGAAAACCUCAAGAAAAUUCAACUGGAGGAUCUCUUUUUCUAAUUUUCCAGGAACAGUCUAAUGAGCCCAAUUUAAAAAAAUCAUCAUAACAGUCUUUUAAAAUUAUUAUCACGAAUAUCCUGUCAGUUCACCCAACAUACUAGUUAAGUCAGGGCCAUUAACCCAGAGAAGGCUUAAAGUUAAACCACAAAUCUCAAUUCCAAGUUGUGGAAAUGUUGAAACAAUUACAAUCAUGUGAGGGGGGAAAAAGGAGAGAAGAGGCGGCCAAUUUUUGAGUAAAAGAAACUCAUUGGAAAAAGUAUCUUGGAACAAAAAUCAUUUCUUCUGAUAUUGUAAUGGAGCAAUGGACAGUGCACAUUCUCCUGCUGAAGUAUACAGAACAACCAAGAAAAGCAAGACCAAAAGAGCGACCAGAGGAAGAAACCCAAAGCAGAUCAGAAAAUGCCUCAGAACAAAUGCAUACAACUGACUCUAGAUGUCAGUGUGGUGCCAAAGACUUCAGACCCAGGGAAUGCCAGGGCCACACACCUGUAGUGAACCUAGGAGGAAGGCCUGGUACAGCAAGGUCCUCACUAUUUCUCUAAGAGGUGUGCCAUGGAUUGUUCUUUGAAUAUAAAGUACCGACAAGUUCACACUGCUCAUUAAAUAUUAAACAGUGUAUUCUAUUAGUACAGUUUCUUUUUAAAUAAAAUUAUAAUUUUAACAAAUUAA
Molecule: messenger RNA, 2540 nt
Organism: Cricetulus griseus (Chinese hamster)
Lineage: Eukaryota; Metazoa; Chordata; Mammalia; Rodentia; Cricetidae
Source: RefSeq, a predicted model, not a curated record